This is a messenger RNA of Corylus avellana, 2308 nucleotides long. It is a transcript of the gene CPN60ALPHA2, whose product is annotated as TCP-1/cpn60 chaperonin family protein. Gene Ontology annotation, biological process: protein refolding. Gene Ontology annotation, molecular function: ATP-dependent protein folding chaperone; ATP binding. Lineage: Eukaryota; Viridiplantae; Streptophyta; Magnoliopsida; Fagales; Betulaceae. The record is from RefSeq and is a predicted model, not a curated record.
ACCACUGCGUCCUCCAAAACCCAAAAACCCAUUUCUUCGACUAAUAGAGAAAUGUCUGUUUCCUUCUCUUCUCCUUCACUCUUCUCUCAAAAACCUCUCUUUCCUAAGAAUCUUUUUGGGAACCAAAGAGGAUUUGGGUUAUGGAGAAAUCCACAGAUUGUGAGGAAAUCUGUGGUCAGAGCAGGCGCCAAGAGGGUAUCUUUUGGUAAGGAAUGCAGGGAGGCCUUGCAAGCUGGGAUUGAUAAGCUAGCUGAUGCUGUUUCUAUCACCUUAGGACCAAGAGGACGUAAUGUUGUUCUUUUUGAGUCUGAUACACUAAAGGUAAUAAAUGAUGGUGUUACAAUUGCUCGAUCCAUAGAGCUUUCAGAUGCAGUUGAGAAUGCAGGAGCAAUGCUAAUCCAAGAGGUUGCAAGUAAAAUGAAUGAUUUGGCUGGUGAUGGUACAACUACUGCAAUUGUUUUGGCUCGAGCAAUGAUCAAAUCUGGGGCAUUGGCAGUUGCUUUUGGUGCUAACCCAAUCUCUUUGAGGAAGGGGAUGGAUAAGACUGUAAAAGAAUUGGUGAAGGUCUUGAAGAAGAAAAGUGUGCCUGUAAAAGGAAGGGAUGAUAUUAAAGCUGUGGCCUCAAUUUCUGCUGGAAAUGAUGAGUUUAUUGGGAACUUAAUUGCUGAAGCUAUAGAAAAGAUUGGCCCUGAUGGAAUAAUCUCUAUUGAGUCAUCCACAUCAUCUGAGACCUUUGUGACAAUUGAAGAAGGAAUGAAGAUUGACAAAGGUUACAUGUCACCCCACUUCAUUACAGACCAGAACAAAUCUGUAGUGGAGUUUGACAAUGCUAAGGUUCUAGUAACUGAUCAGAAGAUUUCAAAUGUCAAAGAACUUGUUCCUUUACUGGAAAAGACUACGCAACUGAGUGUCCCACUGCUAAUCAUUGCAGAGGAUAUCUCCAGGCAAGUACUGGAAACACUAGUGGUGAACAAAAUGCAAGGUCUACUGAAUGUUGCUGUUGUCAAAUGCCCAGGAGUUGGAGAAGGAAAGAAAGCUCUGUUGCAAGAUAUUGCCCUAAUGACAGGUGCUGAUUUUCUCUCUGGAGAUUUGGGUUUGAUGCUUGACGGUGCAACAUCAGAUCAGCUUGGCAUUGCACGAAAAGUAACCGUAACGAGUAAUUCAACAACCAUAGUUGCGGACCCUACUACAAAAGCUGAAAUUCAGGCAAGAAUUUUGCAGAUCAAGAAGGAUCUAGCUGAAACAGAUAAUGCAUACUUGUCAAGAAAGCUCUCGGAAAGAAUUGCUAAACUCUCUGGUGGUGUCGCUGUGAUUAAGGUAGGAGGACACACUGAGGUGGAGCUUGAAGAUCGGAAACUCAGAGUUGAAGAUGCAAAGAAUGCCACAUUUGCUGCCAUGGAUGAAGGGAUAGUGCCUGGUGGUGGUUCCACAUAUGUACACCUCUCAGAAUUGAUUCCCACCAUAAAGAAUUCAAUGGAAGAUCUAGAUGAGCAGAUUGGUGCUGAUAUUGUGGCAAAGGCACUUCUUGCACCUGCAAAAUCAAUUGCUACCAAUGCGGGAGUCGACGGAGACGUUGUUGUAGAGAAGACUAGAACCUGUGAAUGGCGAAUUGGGUACAAUGCAAUGACAUGCAGGUAUGAAGAUCUUCUCAGUGCUGGAGUUGCCGAUCCUUGCCGGGUUUCGAGAUGUGCACUUCAAAGUGCAGUGUCAGUUGCAGGGAUAGUUCUAACCACUCAAGCUGUAUUGGUGGAGAAAACAAAGAAGCCCAAGCCACGCAUCCCUCAGGUUCCAGGCAUAACUCCUUAAAGAAAAGGAAAAAAGAAAAACAGAAAGCAGAGAGAGAGAGAUUAGUUGGAAAGCUAGUUAACAGCUGAGACCAGACAAGUCAACUUUUAAUUCGAUAUUUUGGGGUGCGAGGGCAUGAAAUGCCAUACAUGAACAACAGGGCAGGGUUGCAUAUCCGGAAAAAUGGAUGAACUAUAUUGUUACAGCAAUGGCAGCAAAGUUAUUUAUGGAAUUAGGGCAGCAUACCUCCUCCUCCUCCUUGAUCAACCAAAUUGUGUGCCAUUGUUGCGAGAACUUCCUCUUAAGACAAGAUAUUGCGUUUGUGUUUGCUCCCAACAUUGCAAUGAUUAAUCAAAUUGAGGUUUUGCGCCAAUCAAAUUUUGUAUGCACAGCAAACAAUGACAAGUUUGUUGAUAUCAGCGUUAUUUGAAGCAGAUUUCCUCAAUCCGCUCUUUGCGCCUUCCUUCUUCUCCUCGUGUUGCUGCAAUCCUCCUGAGAGGAGACAUCUUCCAGGCCAUUCUCC